Messenger RNA from Biomphalaria glabrata, 3416 nucleotides. RefSeq names its product signal recognition particle subunit SRP72-like. Gene Ontology annotation, biological process: SRP-dependent cotranslational protein targeting to membrane. Bases 61 to 2067 code for a protein of 668 amino acids. NCBI's taxonomy places the organism in Eukaryota, Metazoa, Mollusca, Gastropoda, Planorbidae. Gene Ontology annotation, molecular function: ribosome binding; protein binding; 7S RNA binding. The transcript has 19 exons. Gene Ontology annotation, cellular component: signal recognition particle, endoplasmic reticulum targeting. The record is from RefSeq and is a predicted model, not a curated record.
AGAGGUAGCACCGGAUUACAUUUUUGACUGCUAAUUUGCUAAAAACUAAGUAACGUCAACAUGGCGCAGCCAGCAUCGACAACCAGUUUGUAUGCUGAGUUAAGUCGAUGUGGACAGAAACAAGAAUAUGAAAAAGCUAUACGAAUAGCCAAUAAAAUACUUCAGCAAAAUCCUGAAGAAUUUGCUGCAUUUAAUUGUAAGAUCAUUAGUCUUUUAUUUUUGGAUCGUUUUGAUGAAGCCCUUGCUGCUCUCAACAAGGACAAAAUUCAUACUGGUAACCUUAAAUUGGAAAAAGCAUAUUGUGAAUAUCGCUUAAAUAGAACUAAUGAAGCAUUAAGUACAUUGAGGUCAAUCACAAACCCCACCCCAAGAACUAAAGAACUCCUAUGUCAAGUGCUGUAUAGAAUUGAACAAUAUGACGAGUGCUAUAAUUUAUACAGAGAUGUCAUUAAAAAUUCACAGGAUGAAUUUGAUUCAGAAAGGGAGACAAACUUGGCAGCUGUUAUUGCUUCACUACAGAUGUGGAAUAAAAAAGACAUGGAUGAUCCAAACUUUGCUGAGAACUCCUAUGAAAUUUGCUACAACAAUGCAUGCUACUGGAUAGGCAAAGGAAACCUCUCUGUGGCUCUAGAAAAGCUGGAUAAAGCAGAAGAGCUACUAAAAAAUGAUAGUGAUUUAACAGAGGAGGAACUAGAUGAAGAACUUGCUAUAAUUAGAGUUCAGAGAGGCUACAUUUUUCAGAUCCAAGGUAAACAAGAACAAGCAUCUCAGUUGUACAAUCAGGUGUUGAAGGCCAAACCUACAGAUGCUGGUCUGAUAGCUGUCGUCUCUAACAAUAUUGUUACACUCAAUAAGGAACAAAAUAUAUUUGAUUCCAAGCGUAAAAUCAAAGCUGCAACUGGAGAUCACCUCAAGCAUAAAACAGUGUCUGCCCAGCGUCAGCACAUUGAUAUCAAUCAAUGUCUUGUUCACUUGUAUUCAAAUCAGAGUGAUCAGUGUCACCAACUGGCCAAAAAGUUGACAGAACAGUACCCUAACCUAGAUACGCCAUUGAUGAUCAGAGUAGCUCAGUACAUUCAAGACAAAAAGGUUGAUGAUGCUGUAACAUUACUCAAGGAUUACAUCAAAGUUAAACCUGAGAUGUCUUUUAAGGCUAACAUGAUCAUUGCUCAGCUACACCUUAACCAGGGCAGUGUCUACCAAGCAUGCGAUGCCCUCAAAGAUUUGGCUGACCUGGCACAUAAACCUGGCAUAGUUUCUACUUUAGUGGCACUGUAUCUAAGUCAGGAAGACAAAGAAGCAGCAUCAGAGGUUCUCAUUAAUGCAGUGAACUGGUACAAGAAAAAUAAUCCUAAGUCACCAGCUUUGAUGACCUUGACAAGAGCUAAUGCAGACUUCCAAUUGAAAAAUGGAAAAGCAGAGGAAGCAGCAAAAAUGUUAGAGGAUCUUCGAAAGGCUAACCCAAAAGAUGCUUUAGUUCUGGCACAGCUGAUUUCUUCCUAUGCUCAAUUUGACCCAGCCAAAGCACAACAAAUCAGCAAGGAUUUGCCACCAGUAGCAAAGAUUGUAGAAGGUUUGGAUGUUGAUGCACUUGAGGCAUCUUUUAGUACCCUAGGGCCCAAAUACCUCAAGAAACAGCAACCUAAAGGUGAAGCCUCUCCACUACCUUCUGGUGAUGCUAAGUCAGGUGACACAGUAAUGAUGAAGAAACAAACAAGAAAGAAGAAGAAAGGUAAACUCCCUAAGAAUUGUAAACCAGGAAGUGACAUUGAUCCUGAGCGUUGGUUACCUCGUAAAGAAAGAUCCUACUACAGAGGUAAAAGAAAAGACAAGAGGAAAGACAUUGGUAAAGGCACUCAGGGAAUGUCUGCUGCAUCACAGGCCAUUGCUGAUUCUUUAGAUGCCAGUAAGCCUGCCAGCACUGAGCCCACUUCACCCAAAGCCUCCAACUCCAGCACGGCUUCCCCCCAGUCUACACCCACACCACUCCCUCAGGGACCCAGGCAACAGAAACCUGUUCAAGCCAACAAGAAGAAGAAAAAGACUGGCAAGGGAGGAAAGUGGUAGAAACAUGACCUACAAUAGCAAUGGCGACAACAAAAUGUGAAACAUCUUAGUUCUUACACAGAUUUAGUUAUUCACCCUCUUUGACCACUGCAUUUACUGAUCAAAUUAAUUUCACAGUUCAUUAUUUCCAAAUGGGAUUAAUGUAUACAUUUUUUAUUAAUUAAAAAAAUAAAUUGAAGAGAGAUAGUACAGUAUAAUUGUGAUAUAUUAGAUGUAGACUUAAAAAAAAGUUAGUUAAACAAUAAUAUAGUUUCUUAAGUCUGCAUGAUACACUCAUUAUAUUUCAUAUGUUAUACAUGGUACAAUUUAUAUAACCAAAAACUUAUAUUCUUGUGAUGUUAAGAAACAAUGCAAACUUCCCAACUUCAGUUUUUCAAACAACAAAUUAAGUGUUCAAAGAAUCUUGUAGGUACGUGAAUAUCUAUCAUCACUCCCUUGAAUUCAUUAAAUUGGAUUGCUUAGGUAUCUGAAAUGUUUUAUAAGUAGAAUACAAAGUUUCAGGUAACUUUUCAUCACAUUUUAUCCACUAAUGAACCACAUUACCUUUUGAUUCCAAGCUAGAUCUCUUCAUUCUCUUGAACUUUUAAAAAAAACAACACUUUCUUUUUUUUUAUCAGACAAAAAUGUUUCUCUCUAUACAUUAAAAGGGUUUCUGAUCAGAUGCUUGAACAAUGGCAGUCCAUCCUUGUCAUAUCUAAGUUUAAAUUUGUUUAGGGAGUGUUUGUGGCAUUGAUUUGAAACUGAAAUAAUGUCAAGUGUUACAGUUCCUAAAUUGCACUGGUGCUCUAAGUAUCUCUUUUUCUGUUUAUUUCCUGUCAGAACAGAUUAAGCCAUUUUCUUUCUUUUUGUUUUCAUUUGUCCAAGACAGAAUGUUGUUAGCUUGGGCAGAUAUCUAGGUACUAGGGCUCUCAUUUAUUUACUCUAGUUACAACUUUACAACCUUUUGUUUUGGAAAACCAGCUAUAAAGUUGGCACUUAGUCUCAUCACUAUAUUAAACAUGUUUAAACCUAUUCUGAGCUGUGAACAUUUAGUGAUAUAUUGAAAUAAUUGUCUAGAAUGUUUCUGACUUACAACAUUUAUUAUAAAUUUCAUUACAACUGUAUAUUUGGGGUAAGGCUGGUUAUUGUUCAAAUUUAUGUCUAUUCAAUGGCUCAUGUUAAAGAGUUUUGUGGCUUUUGAGUUUAUUUCAGAAAGAUUAUUGUGUUGUGUUCAUGUGAAGAUGUGAAAUAUUUGAUAAAAGUUUUUGAUUUUUUAAAAUCAAUUUACCUAUUAGAAUUUUCAGUUGAGAAGAUUGUCUGUUGGAAUGAUAAUAGAAGAGGAAGUCAUAAUUAAAGGAAAACACAAUCAA